Molecule: messenger RNA, 1970 nt
Organism: Maniola jurtina (meadow brown)
Lineage: Eukaryota; Metazoa; Arthropoda; Insecta; Lepidoptera; Nymphalidae
Product: isocitrate dehydrogenase [NADP] cytoplasmic-like
Exons: 8
Coding region: 144-1451 (435 amino acids)
Biological process (GO): isocitrate metabolic process
Cellular component (GO): mitochondrion
Molecular function (GO): magnesium ion binding; isocitrate dehydrogenase (NADP+) activity; NAD binding
Source: RefSeq, a predicted model, not a curated record
UUUGAAGUUUUAUAUACGCAUAUAGGCGACUGACACGUUUACACGCGAAGUCGUGAGUGAAAAUUUAAAAAAUAGACUGAUUAGAUUACAGCACUUUUCGUUUUAGUUUUUGUCACUAUUCUGAGAGAAAACAGAUAAUAAACAUGGCUGGGAAUAACGCUAAGCGUUUACUUAAAUAUGUGUCUAAUCAAACUGUUAUUUCAGCAAGAAAUUAUGGAACAGCUAAAAGGGUGGUGGCAUCAAAGCCUGUUGUGGAAAUGGAUGGUGAUGAGAUGACCCGUAUCAUAUGGGAAAAGAUUAAAGAGAAACUUAUCUUUCCUUAUGUUAAGCUAGAUUGCCUCUACUACGAUCUGGGUCUACCUCAUCGUGAUGCUACCGAAGACCAAGUGACGAUCGACGCGGCGCACGCCAUACUCAAACAUAAUGUGGGCAUCAAAUGCGCUACCAUUACUCCCGACGAACAGAGAGUUGAAGAAUUCAAAUUGAAGAAAAUGUGGCUCAGUCCAAACGGGACCAUCCGUAAUAUUUUGGGCGGUACUGUCUUCCGCGAACCCAUUUUAUGCAAAAGCAUUCCGCGCGUUAUACCAGGAUGGACCAACGCUAUUGUAAUCGGUCGUCACGCCCACGGAGAUCAGUACAAGGCACAAGACUUCGUGGUUCCUAAACCUGGCAAGGUGGAGAUGGUUUACACGGCGGAAGACGGCACAGUUGAGAAGCGCCUCUUAUACGACUUUAAAUCUCCUGGUAUUGCUCAAGGAAUGUAUAAUACUGACGAAUCUAUAAAAGCUUUUGCGCAUUCUAGUUUUCAGGUCGCACUACAAAAGAAGUGGCCACUAUAUUUGUCCACCAAGAACACUAUCCUGAAACGUUAUGACGGCCGUUUUAAAGAUAUUUUCCAAGAAAUAUACGAAAGUGACUACAAGAAGCAGUUUGAGGACGCUAAAAUCUGGUACGAGCAUCGUUUAAUUGACGAUAUGGUAGCUCAAGCGAUAAAAAGUGCUGGAGGUUUUGUCUGGUCUUGUAAGAACUAUGAUGGCGAUGUCCAGUCAGAUGUUGUUGCGCAGGGUUACGGGUCGCUCGGUAUGAUGACAUCAGUGCUGAUGUGCCCGGACGGCCGCACUGUGGAAUCGGAAGCGGCCCACGGCACCGUGACGCGUCACUACCGCAUGCAUCAACAGGGAAAACCCACCUCCACCAACCCCGUUGCAUCUAUCUACGCCUGGACUAGAGGUCUCAUCCAUCGCGCUAAGCUUGACGGCACCCCAGAACUUGAACGCUUCGCUAACUCUUUGGAAGAGGCUUGCGUCGAAUGUAUAGACAGUGGCAAGAUGACGAAGGAUCUGGUCAUUUGUAUCCACGGCAUGACCAAUACUAAAGAGGGGAUGUUCUUGCACACAGAGGACUUCCUUCAGGCAAUCGCAGAACAACUAGAGCGUAAACUGUCCAAGUAAAUAGUAAAAAAAAAUAGAAUAAAAGGGUAGCUAAAAUUAUUUAAAAACUUUUAUUUUUUUACUUCAUCUUAAUCAAUUGGUAAAUGUAUAUAGUUACUUGAUAAUAUUUUUAUUAGUAUUUAUUUUAGUUACCUACUCAUCACAACACAACCAUAUGUAAUAUUCUUGGGACCAUAGUAUAUUAAAUUGCAUUUUUUAGUAUGUAGUUAGUCUAAAUAUUUUGUGCUGCUGCUUUGUGUACAAUUAGAUAUCUUGUGGAUGCAAUUAUUGGUUAACUAUAGCAGCAUUUGAGAAAAGAUAGGUCCAGGUUAGUGCUGGUGAGUAUAAGAGUAAAAUGUCUACAUACACAAAUUCUGUAUAAAAACAUUUCUAUUUUGAAAAGAAAUUAAAAAAAAAAAUUGCUGUACCAGUGUCACAAAUAUUUUGUAUUGCCACUUGUUUUGAAUGCACAUAAAAUGCCCUUGUAUGUAAGUUUUAUAAAAGUUUUAUAAUGAAAAUAUAAUUUCAUAUUGAUGUCAA